Brettanomyces nanus is the source of this 2490-nucleotide messenger RNA. RefSeq lists its product as uncharacterized. The record is from RefSeq and is a predicted model, not a curated record. The transcript has a single exon. Lineage: Eukaryota; Fungi; Ascomycota; Pichiomycetes; Pichiales; Pichiaceae. The coding region runs from base 1 to 2490 and encodes 829 amino acids. Gene Ontology annotation, biological process: establishment of cell polarity; positive regulation of G2/M transition of mitotic cell cycle. Gene Ontology annotation, cellular component: cytoplasm; cell septum.
AUGUCUCGAAAAUCUACGCACGAAGAACUUUUGGCAGCUUCUCAUGCUGUUGAGCAAGAACUGAAUGUCGUCAAAGCUCUCAAGCGUCUCUCCAUUGGUAACAGUCUAAAUUAUGAUCCUGAUCUUCCACCCGAUGAGUCUGAAUUCGUUGACCUAAAUUACAUAGAUGUUCACAGGAGUCCCACGUCUUCUUCUACCAGUUCUUCCUCUUCAUCCAUAGCUGCCAAGCAUUCUAGUCUUUGUGAGGAGCAAAGCGAUGAUGAUGACUCUGCAGCAGACAACUUUGAGCACUUUAAUAGAAACAGCAAUAACAACAACGACGAUGAUCACUCCUCGUAUGACGCAGAAAAUGUCAUAUUAGACUCUAAUAAGUUGAUGUGGGUUCCUGCAACGGCGCAUCCGAAGUUGGCACCCGAUAAUUUCAGAAAAUACGUCCAGGAGACGGUGCAAGAGAUCACAUCCAAGUUGGAUAAGUCCAAGACUAGAUCCAAUCGUUCUUCUCUUUCUUCAGAAUAUACACAGAACAUUUCUACACUUUCAUCAUCUUCUUCUAGACCCCAUCGCAGCUCCAGUCAGCCGUCUUUGAAGGAACUUAGUGCCGAAUUGCAGAACUUGUCGCAUCUUGCGGGUAUGGACUCGACGGAUGCCGUUACUUUAGCUAGGACUCUUUCUUCAUCAUCUCUUGGCUUUACCGAAUUGGAGAUGGAACUGUAUGGGAAGAGUACUGACCUUCCCCUUUCCCGUUCCAACAGUUUGACAGCCCAUCAGGCCUCUCGGUUGAGAAAUCAGGCUCCUGUGCCGUCUUCGAUGACGACUCUGAAGCCCGCCAUUGAUGAUGAUCUUCCAAUACCAACUUCUGAAGGUAACGGGCUUAAAAGAGCCCGCUGGACUACCUAUCGGAAAAGUGGGGGUCCGAAGAUGUUGAGAGAGAGAAGAAAACAGACGCGUCAAGUUAGCGCACCUUCGUUGACCAAUAAAGAGCUUCCAGAGAUUCCGAUACAUUCUUCUGUUUCUCCUUCUUCUUCAUCCAUCACCACUCCUUCCAGUAGACUUCCUCCGCUACCCAAUACCCCAAAUAUAGGUACACAAUCGGCGAUUCCACUGCAGGCCUUUUCAUCCUCUCCGACUUCGCCUCUUCCGUUACAAUCAUCUAAGCACUCCGGAUGGAACUGGCUUGGCCAUAAGGAAAAAAGGUCACCCAUGGAACAUGUGCGGGACAGACAUGGUCCUGUCGAAGAUCAUUCUGCAUCCCCUUCUCCAUCUUCAUCUUCAUCAUCGCUUUCAUCCGAGAAAGAACCCCCCUCUUCACCUUCCUCGCCACCUGUACCCCCUCAAGCCUCUUCUCCUUACAGAGAAAGAAAAGGAUCAAUCUCCAACAUAUUUCGUUUCCGCUCAAAGUCUGUUGACAAAUACGACUCUGCGGUUGAGUCCAACAGUAAGACAAUUAUGGAACUUAAAGCAGUGUUUCAUCAUCAUUCAUCGCGUAUCAAGGAGAAUUCACUGCCAGAGUCUCCACCAGAGUCAGAGGAAGGAGUUGAAGCUCAGGCACGAGUUACUAAGCCCUUAGAGACCCCCAAAGAAGACCUUCAUAUAACGUCUCGUCAUCAUCGAUACACUUUUGAGGCUCAAAAGGUUAUUCCUCGUGCUCCGCUUCCGGCACAACCGAAUCAUCAGGACCACAGUGCUAGUGCUCUUCAGCAACAGCAACUGAUGCAAAGGCAGUUGCAACAUCGUAAGAAGCACGGAAAGCACGACGUUCAAGGUGGACAUAAUCACAAUGACGGGAGGGAGAGGCAAUUGGUUAAACAAUUGGAUAAACAAGUGGACAACCAAUCGCUAUUGCCAUCUCUUGUUAAUGCCCAACAACGUCAGCAACAACAACAACAACAACAACAACAACAGCAUCAGCGGCAGCAAAAAUCACAACCACAUCAUGACCUCAAUCAUGCAGAAAUACAGGAAUCAUCUGAAGAGCAGCCAUCUCGUUCCCUGACAUCAUCUGAACCAUUUGCAGAACCCUCUGUGGAGUCCUCUACUGAAGCUCUUAAACAAUCGCUCAAAUUGGCUCACCGAAAUGCGAAGCCAAACCAGCCUCUGGAAAUGAGAGACUCAGCAUUCGGCUUCCCUCUACCACCGGUGUCCAAAUCUACGUUGAUUAUGUUGGAUUACCGAUUUCCUAUUCAUGUAGAGAGAGCAGUAUACCGACUGUCGCAUUUGAAGUUGGCAGACCCAAAGAGACCUUUGUACCAGCAGGUUCUGCUCAGUAACUUCAUGUAUGCAUAUUUGAAUCUGGUAAAUCACACACUUUACCUUCAACAGCAACAGCAGGACCAGAUGUUUCCAAUUGAUCACCAACAAGAAGCAUUGGGGGCUGGAUACGAAGAUGGAACUUUGUGCGAGACGGUGGAUCUGGAGAAACCUUCGGACGAAACUUACGACGAGUCCAGACAUAUCGAAGAGAUGUAUGGUAGGGAUAGCAUACUGAACUAA